CGUACACAGGAUUAGGUUUAGAACUUCACGAUUUUGAAGCUUCCGUUUCAAUUUCGACUAUCGCGCGAUCAGUUAAACAACAAUUAAACUGGCCUCUAUUUUCUGGGCAACUCUCGGCAUCUAAGUUACGAGAAAUUCUGAAAUUCGUUUCUCCGUAGAUUUGUUUUUUGUCUUUGAUUGGCCUGUUGAGCAUUGUUAUCCCCUUGAUUUUUUCGUUCAGCGUUCUCUCAUGUCUGUCUCUGUUACUUUUGUUACUAUGAGAUAAUGAUCCCUGGAUUAAAAAUCAACCAUGUUGCUAUUCCUUGGUCCAUACCUCAUGGCACAGUUUCAAUCAAAAUUCUUACUCUGCUAUUCCUUUUGGCCUCUCACAUUGUUUCCCCCUUACCAUAUAUGCAAUCUCUCUUCUAUGAAUGCUUCUGGCAUCUGUGCUUCCUUCACAGUUCCCCUGCAAGCUUGCUUUUCUAGAUGCAAAAAAUGCCUGGGUCAAGGCAGAGAGAUGUAAAGGCCAAAAAUCCAGAGUCACCAGAGGGGAACGGUGAGCGUGAGAAACCUACAGAUUCUGAUGAGCAGGUAGACCUUGAUGGGAACAAUGAUCAACAGCAGACAAUGGAGGAAGAAGUUGAGUAUGAAGAAGUAGAGGAGGAGGUAGAAGUGGAAGAGGAAGAAGAGGAAGAGGAAGAGGAAGAGGAGGAAGAGGAGGAGGAGGAAGAAGAAGAUGAGAUGAGAGUGGCAGAUACUAAGGAUGGAGUUGAGAAAAAGAAACAUGCUGACCUUCUUGCACUUCCACCUCAUGGGUCUGAGGUUUACAUUGGGGGCAUUCCUCAAAAUGUUUCCGAAGAAGAUUUGAGGCUUUUUUGUCAAUCUGUGGGAGAAGUUUCAGAGGUUAGGAUAAUGAAGGGAAAAGAAUCCAGUGAAGCAAAAGGUUAUGCUUUUGUGACCUUCAAGACAAAGGAAUGGGCAUCUAAGGCUAUUGAGGAGCUGAACAACUCUGAGUUUAAGGAAAAAAGAAUAAAAUGCUCAACAUCUCAAGCUAAGCACAAGUUGUUCAUUGGUAAUGUUCCUAGAAAUUGGACUGAACAAGAUAUGAAGAAAGCUGUUGAAGAAAUUGGUCCUGGAGUCAUUGCUGUAGAACUGUUGAAGGACCCACAGAGUUCUGGCCGUAACCGAGGAUUUGCUUUUAUUGGGUAUUACAAUCAUGCUUGUGCUGAAUAUUCGAGGCAGAAAAUGUCAAACUCAAACUUUAAACUUGACAGCAACACUCCAACAGUGAGCUGGGCUGAUCCAAGGAAUUCCGAAUCAUCUGCAAACUCUCAGGUAAAAGCACUGUAUAUAAAGAACCUUCCAGAAAACAUUACUCAGGAUCGUCUUAAAGAGCUGUUUGAACAUCAUGGAAAUAUCACAAAAGUGGUUCUCCCUCCUGCUAAAGCUGGGCAAGAAAAGAGAAGAUUUGGUUUUGUGCACUUUGCUGAAAAGUCAGGUGCCAUGAAGGCAUUGAAGAACAUGGAUAAAUAUGAAAUUGAUGGACAAACAUUGGAUUGUUCACUUGCGAAGCCACAAGCAAAUCAAAAGUCAUCCGGAGCAGCCAAUACACAGAAUUCAGUUGCACUUCCUGCUUAUCCACCUCAUAUUGGUUAUGGUAUUGUUGGAGGUGCUUAUGGUGCUAUAGGUCCAGGAUAUGGUGGUGCUGGCUUUGCACAUCCACUGAUGUAUGGUCCUGGAGCCACCCCUGCUGGCAUGGGGAUGACGCCAAUGCUUUUACCAGAUGGAAGGAUUGGAUAUGUAUUGCAACAACCAGGGCUGCAACAUCCUGCUCCAAUGCCAGUAUCCCGACAUGGGAGGAGCGGUCGCUCAAGUGGUGGGAAACGCAGUAAUGGUAAUAACCGCAAUCGUGGGCAAAGCCGGUAUUAUCCCUACUAAUUCAAUGGGCUUUAAGGAGCCAGCAAAUUGAGUUGCACCGAAGGCUUAGAAUUGUUGACGAUUCGAAGCACGGAGCCUAAGUCAAAUAGGACACUGCUGUGAAUGAAGUGAUGAUUUUUUGCAAGAUUUUUAAUCGGUGAGAAAGAUUUUAAAGGCGAUAACAUGAUUCUCAUGUAAUUGAAGGUUUUCAUAUUUUUUUUUAAAGAUUUUUGUAAGAUUAAUCCAUGUACUCAAGGCUAAGACUCAGUUAAGCAUCAAAGUCAUGUUUUCAUAUAAUUUUAUUUAUCUUGCCUUUCAAUUUUUCGUUAUCAAAUAUUUGAAGAGACCACAUAAUUUUGAAGUACAUGAUAAUUCUGACUAGACUGAUGAAAAAUUAUGUAGAUGUUUCAGA
Molecule: messenger RNA, 2308 nt
Organism: Cajanus cajan (pigeon pea)
Lineage: Eukaryota; Viridiplantae; Streptophyta; Magnoliopsida; Fabales; Fabaceae
Product: RNA-binding (RRM/RBD/RNP motifs) family protein
Molecular function (GO): RNA binding
Source: RefSeq, a predicted model, not a curated record